Drosophila eugracilis is the source of this 1292-nucleotide messenger RNA. RefSeq lists its product as uncharacterized. The record is from RefSeq and is a predicted model, not a curated record. Lineage: Eukaryota; Metazoa; Arthropoda; Insecta; Diptera; Drosophilidae. Bases 59 to 1234 code for a protein of 391 amino acids. The transcript is spliced from 3 exons.
ACUGCGUUUCAGGCUUUCCUGAAUUUUAUUCUGCCACGAUUUUGUUCUAUACCACAAAAUGUCGAAGAGGAAUUGGAAUCGAAAGCAGUGUUCGGUGCACCUGCCCAGGAGCGAACUGGUAGAAAUAGGUCCCAUGAUGCCCAGCUCCAGCGGAUCUUCAUCCGGGGCCUCGAAUGACUAUCCUCAUCUUUCGUUCCCGAAGAGUAACAAGGGUCUACUGACUUUCACCGAUAUUGGCAACAAAGAGAAUACGAAUACGAAAAGCUUGGGCAAACUAUGCCAUGAUUGGGGAAACCUUUUAGAAGCGGAAAUUUUCCUGCAGGAAACUAAUGAGCCUCUGAUCCCCAGUUCGCAAGUUCCUAGCGAGGUUCCCAAAGUGGAUCAGGUGCAGCUGCCAGAUUGCAUAAUCAUAUCAAGCACUGGCGAAAAUUCCGCUGACCGGAAAAAGGGAGCCGUUAAAAAAAGCAGCCAAAGGAAGAUAAUUCCUUUUGGGCUAGGGAAUGUUGCCUUGCUGGAUACCGAUACAGAGCCGAAUAUUCAGGUGACCCCUCCUGAGUGGAAUAAUCGGGGUUCAGACUUGGUUUUCCACCAGAACCUGGAUAAUAAGAUUUCUGUAAAGACUGUGAUGCCCAAUUUUCUUUCCAAUUUGCAUGGACUUCCGACGACCAGUACGGGUACGGAUCCAAAGUCUAUGCUAUCCACGUGGAUUGCUCCGCGGACUUAUGACAAUGAUUUUACGGUUCUUAAGAGUAAUAACGAACCAGAUUCAGAAAUAGUGGUAACCGAAUUGCCGUCGAUACCUUCUACUUCCACUUCCCAGCCACCGGAGAAAGAUGCUUCGACUGAAUAUUUGAUUAUUACUGAGAGCAGCGGUGAUGUCUUUCCGAUUGGGUCCGGUUCUAUGAAAAGUAUCGAAAGGGAUCCAAUGUGGAGCUCCACCUGCAUUAGCUCGUCGUGCGGAAAAAAAGAGACUAGUAAGGGUAGAAAGUCAGUAAAACAGAUGAACGAUCCUCCGCAAAGCGUUUGGCGCAAGGACAACCUGUGCGAGACUUCCUUGCAGGCAAUUCAGAACUCAAAUUCUUCUCAGAGCAGCAUGGAAAGCUGGCGGAGCAUCGAGGCAAUCUGCAUGCGCCUGAGGGGCAUCGAUGUUCCGGGGGAAGUGGGUCUCCUGUCGGAAACCCCAACCUUCGAGGACAUUUUCGACGUUCUGGGCAUUGCGGAUGAUAAUGACUAGACUGAAUCUGACAACGAAUAAGAUUACAGUGAGAGGGUAAGGUGUAAAACCUAUAUCU